AUGGCAAAUCAUACGAAUACCGCCAGGCAAGCUGGUGUCCUGCCUGUCUCAGCGGCAAAUGUCAAAGAUCAGGCUGGUACCUCCCAAAAAUCAGGCAGAGGCAAAGCACCCAUCGAGGGUCAAAAGAUCGUCAUCCGUCGACUACCGCCAGGAAUCUCAGAGGAAGAAGUAUUCAAGUAUCUUGGCGAUGAAUGGCAGCCUAACAAGGGCAAGGUUGGGUGGUUCUCGUUCAUGCCCGGCAAAACUUCUAACGACCCAUCCAAGCCAUCGCGACCAUCGCGCGCAUAUCUGCAUCUUCUCAGAACAGAGUAUGUCAUGCCCUUGAUGGAGCAAGUGCGAAGUGCUCCAUGGGAAGAUGUGAACGGCACUUGGACCGACCCCUGCCUCUGUGGUCCUCCUGUGAUGGAGAUGUCGAUCUAUAAGAAGAUUCCGACGAGUAAAAACCGUGCAGAUGCGCGCCAGGGUACCAUUGAUCAGGAUCCCGAAUUCAUGGCGUUUCUCGAGUCGCUGGCAAAUCCAACGGGCGACAAAGACCCCGAAACAGAUCAUGUGGGACAGGAAGAGGAACAGCCGAUUGUCAAGGCCUCAUCUACCCCUCUUAUUGAUUACCUCCGUGAGAAGAAGGCAAACAAAGCCAAGGACGCCAGUGUGGCUAGAUCUGGCAAGCAUUCUCGCCACGACUCUCAGCCUGGCAAAAACAAGGGCUCCGAGGACUCCAAGAGAAAGUCUCGGGAGUCCAAGACAGAAAAGUCUACGGAUAGACCUCGUCAGAACGUCAAGAUCUUGACCAAGAAAGCAGCCACUGCAGCUGCAGUGGAAGCUGCGAAUAAUGUGGCAAGUCAGAUAUCAGCGUCUUCCAAAGAUGAUGCGUCGGCAAAGGGAGGCCGCAGAGCGGGUAUAGCAGCUGCUGCACGUAUCUUGGCAAGGGAUUUGGGUAUCAGUCCAGGAAACGCUCAUAGGAAGGUGCGUCUGGCUCGUCAAGAGGUUGAGAAAGCCGAGAGCGAUGGGAAAUUGGCCAACGCAGAAGACACUCCAUCCACCAAAGAUGCCAAAGACGACGCUCCAGGUAAUUCCGCAACCACAGCAAAUACCAACGCGGCUCGACAACCUGCCACGGCUGCAUCAAAGACUGCUGCUGGUAGCUCUCGUGGGCCUCGCGGCAAGAGGGGUGCUUCUGGUGCUACUGAACAUGCUCAGGAGGGCACAGAAAAGAAAGGUCGCUCUAGAAGGGGAGCUGCAGACAAGGGUAGCGAGGCAUCUUCAAGUGCUCCAAAGGCGCCUGUGGCUAUAUUGAAAAGGAAAGAUGAUGCGGCGUCAGGGAACUCAAACUCUACACCUACGCUCGCCCCUUCGGCUGCUAACACCCAGGCGGGACCCACACCGCCGAAGUCCGCUCCAACUGGACCCAAGGCCGCGCAGGGUAAAGGAGGAUCCGGGUCAGGCCCCAAAAAGGCAUCAGCUAUUCCUGGCAACUCAAACACGACACGAGCUUUCGUUAAGCAUGCAAAUCCCUCUCAAGGUGUCACCGAUGCCGUAUUGAAGGAUGCAAUGCAGGUCUUUGGCAAUGUGACUUUCGUGGAGAUUGAUCGACGCAAGGGUUUUGCCUAUGUCGAUUUCGCCAACCACGAAGGCCUCGCCAAGGCAAUCGCUGCUAGUCCCGUAACAGUCGCGCAAGCUACCGUGCAGGUGCUAGAACGAAAGGACACGAAUAAGAAGACUCCCCCGGCAGCAUCUGCCGGCAAUGCUGGAAGUUCUAAGAGCAACGCGGCUUCUGGUGCCGCCCCGGCAGCGCCAAAACCUUCCGGAGGGCCCAAGAAUGAAGCUGAGACCCCUGCUGCCAGCGGGUCAACUGCAGCUAGCGCAGAAAAACCUGCAGGCGAGCAUAAGCGUGGUGGUCGCAGACGUGGUGGAAGAGGCCGUGGAGGUGACUCCAACAAGGACGGCUCCGGCGGCAAGGGAACUGGCGGUGGAAACAAGGCCACCUCGGGCGGGUCCGGGAAUCCGCCAGUUCCAGCCUCUUCUGGCUCCUGA
Molecule: messenger RNA, 2031 nt
Organism: Pyricularia grisea
Lineage: Eukaryota; Fungi; Ascomycota; Sordariomycetes; Magnaporthales; Pyriculariaceae
Exons: 2
Coding region: 1-2031 (676 amino acids)
Biological process (GO): nuclear-transcribed mRNA catabolic process, nonsense-mediated decay; positive regulation of translation
Cellular component (GO): nucleolus; cytoplasm
Molecular function (GO): mRNA binding
Source: RefSeq, a predicted model, not a curated record